UCGACGGGCGCCGCCGGCGACCAGCAAUGGAGUUCCUGCUGCAACCAAUACGCGGAUCCACUUUCUUGGAAGAGGUUGGAAAAAGCUUGGUACCGCCGGCGCCGCCGGAGCUGGCCUCUGUGGCGGCGGGGCAGCAUGUUGUAGAUAUGGUGGUCGAGCUUCCAGUUGUGCGGCAGGAUACCUUGCCACCCGUGCAGCAGGCCGCCAGCGGCCAUGCGCAGAUUGUGGCAGGACCGGCGUCCGCCGAGGUUAGGUUGGAGAGCUCACCUCCGUCGUCAGAGUUGUCCACUGCGAAGAUGAAUCCGCGAGCCCCUGGGUGGAACAAGAGGUUGAGGAUUGGAGCUGCAGCACCGAGCAGGCAACCGUGUCCUAACCGCGUCAGUGCGUUCGAGAAGGCAGUACGGAGGUUUGCUGAGAAUCCAACGGAGAAUGUUAUCACGCCAGUUAUCGGCACAACGUUCGACUCGGUGGGUCAGGCAUACGACUUCUACAAUUUGUACUCCUGGGAGAAGGGAUUUGGCAUUCGUUAUGGCAAAAGCAGGUUAAAUGUGGAGAGGACCAAAUGCAUGCAGGAAAUAGUUUGUGGUUGCUCGGGAAAAGCUGGGGUUGAGAAGACGAGAUCUUGUCACUGUGAGUGUCCUGCUCUAAUUAGGCUGCUACGAGUGGAGCACAACGGAUGGUAUAUAGCGGAGCACAGGGAUACGCACAACCACUCGUUGUCGCCUAAUUUUGGUGAGACAAUCCACUGGCCAUCUCACAAGCAUAUAGAUGUGUACAUCAGAGAUCUUGUGAAGCAGUUGAGGCAGAACAAUGUGAACUUGGCGAAGGUGUACAGCAUCAUUGGAGGGUUUUUGGAUUGAUGGAGAAUGUUCCGUUCACAAAGAGGUCUUUGCGUAAUUUGUGCGGGAAGAUAAACAGGGACCAUGCAGAAGAUGACGUGAAGAAGACAAUUUAUGUGUUUGCUGAGAUAGGAGCUAAAGAUCCACACUUCACGUACAGGGUUCAAUUUGACAACGAGGGGAGGAUCAAGAAUCUGAUGUGGGCAAGCGAGAGCAGUAGACUGCAAUACUCUUUUUUUGGGGAUGUGAUCACGUUUGACACAACCUACCAGACUAACCUGUAUGACAUGCCUUUCUGAUUGUUUGUUGGCGUGAACAACCAUUUCCAGAGUGUGACCCUGGCAGGUGUGCUUGUGCGUGAUGAAACUGAAGAUAGUUUUGUAUGGGUUUUCUCAGAAUUCCUCCGAAUGAUGGGAGGUUCUCCACCUGUGACCAUACUAACAGGUAAUUUCGUCCUAUAGGUUGUGAAUACUGAACAGCUCACCGAUUGCUCCUAUGAGUUAGAUACACUCGGUAGUUUGUACACAAAGAAAAGUGAAUUCAGGGCUGAAUUUUAUAAGGUGAUGGUGUUGUGCAUUCACAUGUGCAGAUCAGAACCGGGCUAUGGAGCUAGCGAUCAAGAACGUUAUGCCAAACACGACCGACCGAUGGUGCAAGUGGCAUAUCCUGAAAAAGGCAAAAGAGACACUCGGUAGUUUGUACACAAAGAAAAGUGAAUUCAGGGCUGAAUUUUAUAAGGUGAUAAAGCACAUGCUGUCGGAAGAUGAGUUUGAAAAAGGUUGGGAGAUGUUGCUGGACAA
This is a messenger RNA of Triticum aestivum (bread wheat), 1639 nucleotides long. RefSeq lists its product as uncharacterized. The transcript is spliced from 4 exons. NCBI's taxonomy places the organism in Eukaryota, Viridiplantae, Streptophyta, Magnoliopsida, Poales, Poaceae. Bases 27 to 860 code for a protein of 277 amino acids. The record is from RefSeq and is a predicted model, not a curated record.